Molecule: messenger RNA, 6291 nt
Organism: Octopus sinensis (East Asian common octopus)
Lineage: Eukaryota; Metazoa; Mollusca; Cephalopoda; Octopoda; Octopodidae
Product: pregnancy zone protein
Exons: 39
Coding region: 299-5428 (1709 amino acids)
Cellular component (GO): extracellular region
Molecular function (GO): endopeptidase inhibitor activity
Source: RefSeq, a predicted model, not a curated record
AUAUACAUACACACGCGCGUAAAUCAUAUCAAUUGCUUUUAAAGAAAUACAUUAAACGUUUUUCUUUUUGUUGGUGAAAUAUAAUUUUCGGCCUCUUAGAUGCCCGUUUAAUAGUCGCGACAGUCCCAAGGCAUCACAUUCUUCGUCCCCGCCGUAGCUUUCAACGUCACUGCCUUCACCGACUUCGUUAUUGUCGCUCCUGCUGCUACUCUCAAAGAAUCGAGUUACCAUCCAACUCGAAGUUAAACAGAAGCGAAACUUCUUUUUCGAAAGAUUCUCCACUUGGAGAAGGACCAAGAUGAAGGACCGAAUAGCAAUAUAUCUAGUUUUACUAGCAGGGCUCAUUACUGUAGCCAGAAGUGGCUACUUUAUGAGUUUUCCUUGGAUUAUGACAGCAAAUGAAAGGAGCUGGGCAUGUUUACAUUUCCGGGAUAUGACAUCAGCUAGUGUGGAAGUUAAUCUGACAACUUCAUCUAUGACACUUUUCUCUACAAAAGAAGAGUACCCAAAUGCAAUUGGAAACUGCAUUCCUAUUGAUGUUCCUUUGACCAACGAAAGAAAAGCUGUCCUUAGUAUCUAUGGAGAAGGAUUUACUGAGAAUUCAACAGUCACAUUUGAAGAUAGUCGUUCAAUCAGAAUAUCUUUUGAAAAGCUGAUUAUUCUUGUUCAACCUGACAAACCAAUUUACAAACCUGGUCAGACAGUGAAAUUCCGUGCUCUUUUAUUUGAUCGCAAUUAUAAACCCUGGACUGGAGAUAUUGAAAAAAUAUAUAUCACAGACCCUAAAGGUACACGAAUUGUUCAGUGGUUGGACCAGCAUGUUGAUGGUUUACUUUCCUUGGAGAUGCAGCUUUCAGAUGACCCUAUUCUUGGAGAGUGGUCUAUAAACAUUGAAGCAAACGGACAGAAAAGGAUAAAAAAUUUCAAAGUAGAAGAAUAUGUGCUUCCAAAAUUUGAAUUGAAACUUCAUGUGCCAUCUUACCUGAGCUUUGUUUCUGAGACUGUUGAUGUUGAGAUCUGUGCAAAGUAUACCUAUGGGAAACCUGUCUAUGGAAAACUCAAUGGUACAAUCUGCAUCGUAGGUUUAUAUGAAACGGAAAAUAAAAGGCCAUGCUUUACAUUCAAUGAAUAUAUCACUGGAUGUAAAAAAUAUUCUGCUAAAAGUGACCAACUUCAAUUGAAAAAUAUUUCAAUUUCUCUGUGGCAUGUUUUCUUACAUGUGCAUGCUACCAUUGUUGAAGAAGGAACUGGUAUUACCAAAACUGAGAAGAACGAUCAGCUUCCCAUUAAAUUACAGAACUAUGAACUAGAAAUGCAUCCUUAUGCAAGCGAAUAUUUCAAACCUGGCUUCCCACAAUAUUUAAAAAUCAUUGUAACCACCCCAGAUAAAAAGCCUGUACCUAACAUUGACAUUGAGGUUCAGAUAAAAGAUACUAAUGGAACAUUAAAUAAUUAUAUAACUGAUGAAAAUGGCAUGAUAAAUGCUUUAAUACCUGCUCAGAAGUCCAGUGUUAAGAGAUUAAGAAUCACGGCAGUUCCUACUUCCGACAAAAUGAAACUGGAUGAAAUGAAACCAGAUUCAAGUGCAGCUUUCAUGUACAGUACCGAGGAAGUAUUUGUCCUGUAUCAGUGGUACUCACUAAGUGACAGUUUUAUUUCUAUUGAACGAGUAUACAACAAACUACCAUGUGCCAAUGAAACUAAAUUUGCUUUUUAUUAUAAUUAUGAUCAAACACAAGAACCUAUGACUAUAUAUUACCAGGUCUUAUCUUAUGGCAAAACUUUGGUGUUGAAUUCUACAAAUCAUAAUCAUUCUACUCUGCAUCACAUCUUAUUCAAGGAACCAGAUCUGAAAGUUGCUUCUUCAGAUAAAAAAAAUAAUUCAAAGAUGAAUGAUGAACAAAAUCAAGAUGAGGAAACAGAUGAAAAGGAGGAAAGUUCUAAAAAGCAAAAACCUAUUUACAAACAAACUCUAACUAUUCCUUAUCAACUUGGACCUGACUCAACCCUCAUUGUGUAUUACAUCAGAUCAGAUGAUGAAAUUAUUUCUGACAGUAUCAAAAUACCAGUUAAAAAUUGUUUCCCAAAUCCAGUCAGCAUGAUGUUCAAUAAAGAUUCUGCCCAACCGAAAGUUGAUGUCAAACUGAGUGUUAAAGCUACAGCUAAGUCUCUAUGCGCAAUUUCAAUGGUUGAUAAAAGUGUACACAUACUUGGUGGAAACAAUCAGAUAACUCCAGAAAAUGUUUUUGAGAAGAUGUCAGACUACAAUCUUCUCCGAGUUGGUCAAAGAAGAAAGUCAGUAAACUGUAAUUAUAUUUUGCCAGAUUUACCUGGACCUCCUUCGCCACCCUCAGAGCCAAUAAGGCCACCUGUUAUUGCUGAUAAUCUAGAUUUGACUAGACAGACAAAUGAAUCUGAUAGACUUCAAGUUAAGCAAAACAGAAAAAAGAAAAAAGUGCGCAAACAAGUUAAGAAUAAAGCAAGACGCAAAAACAGAAAGGAAAAACUUAGAAAGAAAGAAGAUGUCUUAAGCCGGCAAAGGAGGUCUUAUAUAUUACCUUCAUCUACGUAUGCUGAUGCUGCAGAGCGUUUGAGUUCAACAUGUGUUGGUUUAACAGCCACAGGUUUGGCAGUACUUACUGAUUUGACUUUAGAAACCAAGCCUUGUGGUUUUGAUUAUUUUCGAAAUGGAGACAAUAUUGGUUUGCCUGGACCAAUGUAUCAAUUCGGCCCUCUUGUAGAUGUCGGAAGACCACUUACUAUGAAACUUUCGGCGGGGCAAUCAACACCUGACUCAACAGAAACACGUUCUUUCUUCCCAGAAACCUGGCUAUGGGAUAUUGAAGUUGUUGGGCCUGAUGGAAUGUUUACUACAAAUAAGAAAGUUCCAGAUACUAUUACAACUUGGAUUGGAAAUGCAAUUUGCUCCAAUAAAGAAGCUGGCAUUGGGGUUUCAGAACAAGUCAGUUUUAAUGUUUUCAAACCAUUUUUUGUAUCAUACACUUUACCAUAUUCUGCAGUUCGUGGGGAAAAAGUACCAUUGAUUAUAUCAGUGUUCAACUACCUGACUUCAUGUUUAACUGUGAAGCUACAGUUGGUGACCUCCAAAGACUUUGUUAUUCACAAACAUCCUAAUAAAACCAGCCUGUGUAUCUGCAGUGACAAGCCUCAAGUUGUUGAGUAUGUUAUCAUUCCACAAGAAAUUGGUGAAAUCGACAUCAAUGUCACAGCGAAAGCAUUGAAUGAGAGAAGUUCAUGUGAUUCCAAAGGAUUUCAAAUCAAGCAGAGUUCUGAAGAUAAUUUAUCAAGGAAACUUCUUAUAACAGCUGAAGGACUUCUCAGAGAAUAUACAUAUAAUUCCUUCUUUUGUUUAGAAGCUGAUGAAGACUCUGUUAAAGUGGAUACUGUUAGGCUGGAUCUUCCCAAAACUCAUUUGGUUCCAGAAUCAUCCAGAGCCUUUGUUUCAGUCAUUGGAGAUCUUAUGGGACCAACUCUGUCUGGUCUGGAAAACCUUGUUAAAAUGCCUUAUGGAUGUGGAGAACAAAAUAUGGUUGGAUUUGUACCAAAUAUCUAUGUUAUGCAAUAUUUAAAAAAUAUUGACAAAAAAGAUUCCUCAUUGAUUCCUUUAGCCACCAAAUACAUGGAGAAAGGUUACCAAAGAGAAUUACAGUAUCAACAUGAAGAUGGAACUUUUAGUGCAUUUGGCAAAAAUGACAAACAAGGAAGCACUUGGCUCACUGCAUUUGUCUUGAAAUCUUUUGCCCAGGCCAAAGAUUUUAUAUUCAUAGAUGAAUCAAUAAUUUCAAAUAUUAUGUUCUGGUUUCACAUCAACCAAAUGGAAAAUGGUUGUUUUCAUGAAUUCGGUAAAGUCUGGAGUAGUUAUCUGAAAGGUGGAUUACAGAGUAAUGGUGACAUUCCAUUGACAGCAUAUUCUGUAAUUGCAAUUCUCGCGACUUAUGCUCCAAAUCAUAAUUUAACUUCAAUGGAUAUUAUAAACAAUGCUAUGGCAUGUUUAUCAAAAGCUGAAGUGAAUGAUACAUACACAUUAGCUUUAAUGCAUUAUGCUUUUGUACUGUCUGGAAGUAAUGAUGAAAAGAAGAAUGCUUUAAGAGAAGAAUUGAUGAAUCGAGUUAUACGUGAUGAUGGAAACAUGUAUUGGACCAGAGACAACAAAAAACUUGAACCUAAAGAAACUGAUCCUUGGUUACUCUAUGGACAAGCUUCCUCUGCUGAAGUGGAGAUCACAUCAUAUGUUUUAUUGGGUAUUUUGGAAGAUGAAGGUAUGAGUGCAGUGGCCCAUACCUUACCAGUUAUACAGUGGCUUACAAAACAAAGGAAUCCAUAUGGAGGUUUCACCUCAACACAAGACACAGUACUUGCAUUACAAGCCUUGGCACAAUAUGCCAAAUUCACUUACAGAGAUGGACUUAAUAUGUAUAUUGCAGUAAAAGGAGAUGAAUUUGAGGAGGAGUUCUUGGUAGAUGAUAUCAAUAGCUUGGUAUUAAAGACAGAAGAGAUCAAAAUCUUACCUAAUGAAAUAAAAUUGAAGGCCAAAGGAGCUGGAUGUGCCUUAGUUCAGAUGAAUGUCAAGUACAAUGUGUUUGAAAUUAUUGCCAAUACAUCACCAUUAAGACUAAAAGUGUUCCCUGUCUACACUGAUGGAAAAUGUGACCGAGCUACACUACGUAUUAGUGUUGGUGAUUUGUCUAACAGCACCAAUAUGGCGGUUUCUGAGAUCAAACUCCCAACAGGCUGGGUGGUAUAUCGACCAUCUUUGAAAGAACUGGAAUCGUCUACCAAUGGCUUAGUAAAACGAGCUGAAGUACAGGAUGCUGAUACUCAAGUGAACAUCUACUUUGAACAGCUACCAGCUAGAGAGGAGACAUUUUCUUUCCAAGUUGUCCAAAAUAUAGUUCUUGAAGAGACAAAGCCAGCGACCUCUGUACUGUAUUAUUAUUACGAAAAACAAAUUCGUACUGCUUAUGUAUUUAACCUGACAACAAGAUGUGGUAAGGAUAAACCAACCAGUGGCCAUGAAAAAAAUUCAACUGAAGAAAUACAGAAGAGAUGCCCAGUGUGUUUUGAUACAGUUCCUGAAAACUUCAUGGAUAUUUUCUGUAAAUCUUUUGCCACUUAUAAAGUUGGUUUGAUGAACGCCCCUACAAAAUUGAAGAUUUAUUCAAAUGAAAGACCCAAGCCAAGAGAAAUAAUAAACUCAGCAGUUAAGCUUGAUAUUGAUAGUAAUUGUAAAUGUGACAAUUUGAAACAUAAAGUAUCCUCCACACUAGCAGUUGUAACCAGGAAAAAUCUCUAUGAUGCUGCUGCCAAGAAGAUUCAGCUAAAUGAAUAUUCUUCAAUAUUUCCAACUUCUAUGAUCAAAAAUAUUCGUACGGAGUUGAAGACAUCUUCAUGCAAAAUCGGUGCAUAGUCUGUUCUGCACUACUACUGGGCAUUUAAUGCUUUCAUCCUCUUCACUAAUAUUAACUCAGUUUCCUGUACUUGGAAGUUAAUGAAUUUUCAAUUUUUUUUAUUUCUCUUUCUAUCAUAUGCUUUUCAUCCUUUAUAUUUAAACAUAUAUAGAUAAGGGAAUUGUCUUAGAGUAUUUUCUUUUAUAUUACUACUCUCACCAAUUUAUAUGGCUGAUGCAAUAUAUUUUUAGCUGAAUUUAAGUCUAUUGGAGGAUCUUACCAUUCCAGAGAAAAUGUUUAGCAGUAGUUUUUUCUGACUUUACAUUCUGAGUUUGACUUUGCCUUUCAUCCUUUUCAGGGGUGAUAAAAUAAGUACCAGUCAACAUAGGGAUCGAUGUAUUGAUGUAAUCAACUAGCACCCUCCCAACAAAUUUUGGGCAUUGUACUUAUAGUAAAAAGAAUUGUAUACUCUUGAUAUAAGAUAUUAUCAAUUCAGUUAUACCUACCACUGAUAUAAAAAUAUUCUAUUUUUACAUAUUUCUCCAAUGUAGUUACAAUUACAAACCUCUUUUGUAAGAAAUUUAGUUGACUUUAGAUCUGUAUUACUGAUAUAAUUACCACUAUGUUAAUACUACUAUAUAAAGAUUGUUUAACUCAUUUUAGUUAAAAUACCAAUAGAGUUAACAAUACAUACCAGUCAGAUAAGAUAUCUUGAUGUUAAUUCUAGAUCAUCACUUAGCAACCAUCACAUAUCUAGUAUCUCUUGAUUGUUCACUCUAUAGGACUUAGUUUACUCUUUCUGUAUUUUUACUUUAAUAUCAUGUAUAAAAACAUUCUACAUCAUUAUUUUAGAAAUCUUUGAAUAAAAACUGAGUAAACUGAU